Molecule: messenger RNA, 1717 nt
Organism: Morus notabilis
Lineage: Eukaryota; Viridiplantae; Streptophyta; Magnoliopsida; Rosales; Moraceae
Product: multiple organellar RNA editing factor 8, chloroplastic/mitochondrial
Exons: 4
Coding region: 41-1429 (462 amino acids)
Biological process (GO): mitochondrial mRNA modification; cytidine to uridine editing
Cellular component (GO): mitochondrion
Source: RefSeq, a predicted model, not a curated record
CUUCGGUAGGGUUUUUGGUUUAUCUCUCAAUCUUUCAGCCAUGGCGACCUUCUUGUCUCGCCUCCCCAGAACCCUAACCCUAGCUUCCUACCUCUCUCGCUCCUUCUCCACCACCGCCUCCGUCGCUCACUCUCGCUCAUCCUCCCUCUUUCUCCUCCAUCGCCUUCGUCCCCUCGCCGGCGCCAUCGCCACCGCCCGCGGCGUCUCUCCUUCUUCGGUCCUCCGAAGCUUCUCCACCAACGCCACUUCCUCCUCUCUCAAGGAUCCCAGCCCUAAUUGGUCCAAUCGCCCUCCCAAGGAGACGAUUCUGCUCGACGGCUGCGAUUUCGAGCACUGGCUCGUCGUCAUGGAGCCGCCCGAGGGUGAGCCUACAAGGGACGACAUCAUUGAUAGCUACAUCAAAACCCUAUCCCAAGUCGUCGGAAGUGAGGAAGAAGCAAGGAUGAAGAUUUACUCUGUUUCAACUAGGUGUUAUUAUGCUUUUGGAGCAUUAGUAUCUGAAGAAAUUUCAUACAAAAUUAAAGAAUUGCCUAGAGUGCGCUGGGUCCUUCCUGAUUCAUACUUGGAUGUAAGGAACAAAGACUAUGGGGGGGAACCUUUUAUUGAUGGUAAGGCAGUUCCUUAUGAUCCCAAGUACCAUGAGGAAUGGAUAAGGAACAAUGCCAGAGCAAAUGAGAGAAACAGACGCAAUGAUAGACCUCGUAAUUUUGAUAGAUCAAGGAACUUUGAGAGGAGAAGGGAGAAUAUGCAGAACCAAGAUUUUCAGAGGGGUCCGCCAGUGCAGAAUGCUGGGCCAAAUCCCCAAGGGCCCCCUGGCAGCAACACGGGUCUACCGCUAAACAGGGGUGUGGAGAAUAUGCAGAACCAAGAUUUUCAGAGGCGCCCGCCAGUGCAGAAUGCUGGGCCAAAUCCCCAAGGCCCCCCUGGCAGCAACAUUGGUCCACCACCAAAUAGGGGUGGAAUUCCCCAAAACAACAUGGGUGGAUAUCCCCCCCCCAACAACAUGAAUCUGCCAAACAACUAUGGCGGGGCGCCACCAAGCAACAACUGGAGUGGCGGACCACCCAACAACUAUGGAGGGGCACCCAACAACUACGGAGGAGCACCGAACAACUACGGAGGAGCACCGAACAACUACGGAGGAGCACCACCUAGCAACUAUGGAGGAGCACCACCUAGCAACUUCGGAGGGGCACCACCCAACAACGGAGGAGCACCACCUAGCAACUACGGAGGGGCGCCACCCAACAACGGAGGAGCACCACCUAGCAACUACGGAGGGGCACCACCCAACAACAUGGGAGGUGGGCCACCGCCAAACAUGGGAGGAAUGCAGCAGAAUAACGCAGGAUGGUCUGGUAAUGCUCCCAACAAUGAAUACCAGAACAGCUACACACCUGACAGGGACGCAUCUGGAGGAAAUUACUAGUCCAAUUGGGAAAUGCCUUGAGCGUUGUGAGCUGUGUAGAUAAGCAAAAAUGGCAUCCUGUUUUGUUUUAUAUUACUAGUACUAAGAUAAAAGAGUUGGAUUAAAUCUUAUUUUGCUGGGCAUAUUAGGUUGCGAUACUGUUAAUUGUACCUUAAAUGGCCGACAUCAUGUUCUAAUACCCUUUGUGAGUUUUCCCAAUGGUCUGUAAACUCUGGAUAUUGGUCUUUAUUACUUUUAUUUUUUGUUAGGCAUGCUCUUUAUUACAUCUACUUUGUUAUUUGAUACUUA